GACCAACUGCCGAACAGUUCUGUUGCGGCAGGUUUCGCAGUUAGACGACGUUUGACUUAAACUUAGCGUUAUGAGUAUUUCUUUUGUGGAUCUAAAUUUAUUCCUAAAUCUUAAAAUACCAUAAUUGACGUUUUCGUUUAAUCGAGAAGUGAGAUUCCUGUGAAAUUAGUUAAGAAAACUACGAGUUCUAAGUAAAAUAGAGUUGGUGUGAGCGUGUGAUGGACGCGCAAUGAGCGGCCUGAUGAAGCGCACGGGCGGCCGCGGCGGCCCCGACGAGUCGGCGCCCCCGCACUCAGCGCCGCACUCGUCCUCGCAUUCUGCCCCGCACUCGACUUCGCAUUCUGCCCCGCAUUCCACUUCGCAUUCUACCCCACACUCGACUACGCAUUCUGCCCCGCAUUCCACUACGCAUUCAGCCCCACAUUCGACUUCGCAUUCUGCCCCACAUUCGACUUCGCAUUCUGCCCCGCACUCCGCCUCACAGGUGCAGCAGGCGGCCACCUCCAUGCACUCCCUGGCGCAAGCGGCAGCGCAGCCGCAGAUCAUUGGAGUGUCGUCGUCUAGUGGCGUGGGCAGCGUGGGCAGCGUGGGCGUGGGCGGCAUGGUGGGCGUGGGCGGGGGAGGUAAUAGACCCCCACCAACGAUUCCCGCCUUGUCAUGGCGGUGA
Papilio polytes (common Mormon) is the source of this 667-nucleotide messenger RNA. RefSeq names its product larval cuticle protein F1-like. The coding region runs from base 230 to 667 and encodes 145 amino acids. The record is from RefSeq and is a predicted model, not a curated record. The transcript has 5 exons. Lineage: Eukaryota; Metazoa; Arthropoda; Insecta; Lepidoptera; Papilionidae.